GGAUUUACUUCCCUUGUUUGGAAGAUUGUCACGAAUGGCUGGAGAUGGGAGCACAUACUUAGGCGGGCGGGGAUGGAGAAACAUUAAUUUUUCCAAAUUUCAUUGAGGAUUUGGUCGUGAAGACGCUUCCGAAUAACCAAACCAAAAUCAUGUUUUUGGGAUGGGAAACAAGAGUUACUUGAAGAAUCUGUGCAACAUAAUUUCAAAGGCUGUUGCUUCCACUUAUAAAAAAAACCAUCCGCGAGUUGGAAUGUGAAAAUCACAAAGACAAAAAGGAUCAAAGAGUCAUGAAACAUGUUUCUGCUGCUUCAACUAAGAACCAUGCUGAUGUUGAACCGACUGAGCUCCGGGAACCAGAAGUCAAAGACAAGCUAAGGAUGUUCCUGCCAGUGAGAGAGCUCGCAGCCAGUCGGGUCUUUAAUGAGUUGAUCAUUCUGGACAUACUUCGCGCAACACAUAAUGAUCAUCACUCAACACGGCAGGAUAUUCCGUGAGAUAAGGCUGGUGUGGUUGAAGUCUGAUUUGCCCUUGUGUGGUCUGGUUUGGCUGUGUUUGGGUUUGUAGUAUCUGGGAUUCUGGGGAACAUGUGUGCUAUGUUUAUGUGUUAUGUAAAAAAAAGUGUCUGCUUUGGUCCUUUUUUGUGUUCUAUAUCAUGUGAUGGGUUUUUGUGCUUUGGAUCAGAGCACAUUGUAAGGCAAGUCAUAAGCCUAUCUUCUUUGGGA
Molecule: messenger RNA, 722 nt
Organism: Cuscuta campestris
Lineage: Eukaryota; Viridiplantae; Streptophyta; Magnoliopsida; Solanales; Convolvulaceae
Source: the annotation of a GenBank genome assembly